CUCAUCUCGUCUGCAGCAUGGUGAACUUGCCUGAUACGGAAAUCGGAAAGAUUUCUCGACUCUCAUUGAACUUCAUACCCACCUAUGAGAACCUGAGAUCUGAGCGGCGUGCCGCGGGUGCGGAACAACAUGGCCCGAGUUGCAGUAGGGCAGUUGACCUCAACGGCCAGCAUGGCCCACAAUCUCACCCUAUGCCGACUUCUCGUUGAAAAGGCAGUCCGGGCUGGGGCAAAGGCCCUCUUCCUCCCCGAAGCAAGCGACUACAUUGCCGGGUCCGGCGAGGAAUCGGUCCGUCUUGUCAAGCCAGUACACGAGAGCGAAUUUGUCCUGGGUCUCCGGGAAGAAGCUCGUCGCGAGAAACUGUCCAUCCAUGUGGGGGUCCACGAACCGGGUCUUGGCACCCACAGGAUCAAGAACACGGUCUUGUGGAUCGACGAGCGUGGCGAUAUUACGCACCGAUAUCAAAAAAUUCACCUUUUUGACAUUGACAUCAAGGGCGGGCCGGUCCUCAAGGAGAGCCAAUGGGUCGAGCCAGGGAUGAAGAUCCUGCCUCCAUUCGACACCCCAGUGGGAAAGGUUGGCUCGACAAUAUGCUUCGAUCUCCGUUUUCCAGAGAUCACCCUUGCUCUGAGGCGGCAGGGCGCCGACAUCAUCACCUAUCCAUCUGCCUUCACCGUCCAGACGGGAAAGGCACACUGGGAAGUCCUCUUGAGAGCUCGCGCCAUUGAAACCCAGUCCUACAUCAUCGCUGCCGCGCAGGCGGGGAGACACAACGAGAAGCGGGUGAGCUACGGCCACAGCAUGAUUGUUGACCCCUGGGGCGUGGUCUUGGCCGAGCUCGGCGAUGCCACGGGUGAGCCCGACAUCGCCACAGCUGAGAUUGAUCUUGAUCUCCUGCGGAAGGUCAGGCUGGAAGUGCCGCUCUCUAGACGGACAGACGUGUAUCCAGAGAUCUAGACUCAACAGCUUGUACUUCUAUCAGUCCGCCGUUUACUAGGCUCCAACUUUCAGUUCCUCUUGUCUGGCUGUUUCUAUCUCCAACUUCAACGCGUUGAUCCGAGAGACGAUAUAGAAGUUGGUAGGUUGUCGUAACGAGAGUGAACACUACGCAGUUUUGCCACCAACAAUUUUAGAAAAAAAUUAAACGAGCUGCGCAGGCAGCAAAAUGCAUGACAUACCAGAGAUCACCAUCUGAAUCAAAC
Molecule: messenger RNA, 1202 nt
Organism: Parathielavia appendiculata
Lineage: Eukaryota; Fungi; Ascomycota; Sordariomycetes; Sordariales; Chaetomiaceae
Product: carbon-nitrogen hydrolase
Exons: 8
Coding region: 172-957 (261 amino acids)
Molecular function (GO): hydrolase activity, acting on carbon-nitrogen (but not peptide) bonds, in linear amides
Source: RefSeq, a predicted model, not a curated record